This is a messenger RNA of Theobroma cacao (cacao), 955 nucleotides long. NCBI's taxonomy places the organism in Eukaryota, Viridiplantae, Streptophyta, Magnoliopsida, Malvales, Malvaceae. The record is from RefSeq and is a predicted model, not a curated record.
AGGACAAUAGCACAACAAGCUCUCUCAGUUCUCUUUGCUGGAAUAUGAUUGUCCUUCUCUAAGUUUGGGUAAAUUAUCAAACCUUAGGAGGAAAAAAGAGAGACCAUUUGAUGGGCUGCGCUUGCGUGAAGCGGCUGGUUGGAUAUGAAGACACAGCCAUUCUUGCUGCUCAAACCUGCUUUAAAGAAACUGAAGUUAAAGCUUUAUAUAAGCUGUUCAGGAAACUAAGCAGUUCUCUAGUCGAUGAUGGCUAUAUAAGCAAGGAAGAGUUUCAGCUGGGCUUAUUCAGAAACAGCAACGAGCAAAGUCUCUUUGCAGACAGGAUCUUCCAGCUCUUUGACACCAACCAUGAUGGGUUUCUGGAUUUUGGAGAGUUCAUUCGAUCUCUGAGCGUCUUUCACCCAGACGCUCCUCACUCAGAAAAAGUUGCUUUUGCAUUUCAAUUGUAUGAUAUAGGGCAAUCUGGCUUCAUCGAACCUGAGGAGGUCAAGGAGAUGAUUUGGGCUCUUCUAGAUGAGUCUGACUUGAUUCUUUCUGAUGAUGAUGUCGAAGUCAUUAUUGAUAAGACAUUUGAAGAUGCAGAUUCAAAAAGAGAUGGAAAGAUUGAUCUGGAAGAGUGGAAGGAAUUCGUAGCUCGCAAUCCAACUAUGCUGAAAAAUAUGACUGUCCCAUAUUUGAAGGAUGAAAGAAUUAAUGAAACAUCAACAUUCUGUGGCAUUCAGGAAGCUGUACAUUGGCCAUUGUUCUAUUAGCUUGAUACAGAGCUUUUUACUUUUUUGAGCCCCCUAACCAAAAACAAGUACUUCAGUGGAGGAGCCAGAUUCAGCCGUUCAUUAACAAAAAUGUAUACUUACAUCCAUAAACAAAGAUAUCUAGCUUUAGAAUUUCUAUUAUACAGUACUAGUUCUAUGAUCACAGCAGAUGAGAGUUAAUUGACUAUAAAUGGGAAUUUAUG